Molecule: messenger RNA, 5901 nt
Organism: Pantherophis guttatus
Lineage: Eukaryota; Metazoa; Chordata; Lepidosauria; Squamata; Colubridae
Product: mitogen-activated protein kinase kinase kinase 3-like
Biological process (GO): protein phosphorylation
Molecular function (GO): protein binding; ATP binding; protein kinase activity
Source: RefSeq, a predicted model, not a curated record
GACGUCGCGGGCGGAAAGUUUUUCCUUGUUUCUUUUUCUCUGCAACAUUUUAUACUUUUUUUUUUUGGCUUCCGAACUCCUGUCUCCCAACUUUCCCCUUUUCUGUCCCUCGCCUCCUUUUGCAAAUCCUCUUUUUUUUUUCUUUUUGGAAAGCAGGAAACUGGGGCAUUUGCUACUUCUCCACCCUCCUCCCUUGCCGUGAGCCCAGGAAGAGUUUUAUAGCUGGAAAGUUUUCUUUCUUUUCUGCUGGUUGAGGGGAGGAAGAGACCCCCGUCCAGGAAACACGUCCCGGUGCCACUCUGGCGGGGCAGUUGCCCCCUCCCCUUCUCCUUCUCCUCCUCCUCCCCCGCCCCCACUUGCCUCUGCCAGGGGAGGGGGGCCUUGUUGAUUGAUUCUGCGCCCCAUCAUCCCCCAUCCCGAGUGUUUGGCUACGGGACACGGAGUCACCGCGCAGCUGACGGAGGGAAAGGAGAAACUCUGAGCUUGGUGUUUUUUCCCUGCAAGAAAGAAAGGACAGAUAUUACUACUGAAGACCUUAACAGGGCAAGUGCACUAAAUCAAGAGCAGGACACAGACCUAAUGACGAUACAAUCAUGGAUGAGGAAGAAGUUCUUAAUUCUAUUAUGAAGGAUCUUGCCGCCCUUGGCAAAUGCGGUGGAUUUUUAGACAGCAACAGGAAUAAGAAUCAUUCGAACAAACAGUUGCGGAAUGCUAGGAUCAAGUUUGAGCAUGAUGGAGAAAAAAGGAUUAUCCAGUUCCAGAGGCCGGUUAAGUUCAAAGAUGUUUUACAGAAAGUCAUGGAUGCUUUUGGGCAGUUGAUGGAUUUGCAUUAUGCCGAGAACGAGCUCCUGAUUCCUCUGAAAUCACAGGAAGAUUUGGAUCGAGCGGUGGAACAUUUGGAUCUUAGCCCUUCUCUGAAAAGCUUGAGGGUGUUUGUGAAAACUCCAAAGGAAACAAAUCUUCUGCAACCCAACAACACCAAGCAGCAUGAAAUGAGGAUAUCUAAAUCCAUGGGAGAUAUAUUGGGAUCUCUGUAUAAAGACACCGAGAGGACACGGAAGCAUUCAACAGGAUCCCUGCACACCGGCAGGAGUUCUCCGCCUCCCGGGAGUGUUCCCGAAGAGCAACAGCAGAUUGCCCGCCAGGGAUCGUACACCAGCAUCAACAGCGAGGGAGAAUUUAUUCCCGAAACGAUGGACCAAAAUUUGAUGGACCCAUUUAUCAGCCCAAACAGCUCGCUUUCUAACAGUUGUCAGUCCCUGGAGCGAUCGGUAGACAGCCCUUCUUUCAGCAAAACUCCAGUUUCAAGAAGAAAAAGAGAAAGCAAAGACAGCUUGGAAUGCCUGGAUUUCAAUAUCCCGUUUUGUGACCGAGGAAAAGGCGGCACUUUUCCAAGGCAGUAUCAUCUCUCUCAGAGUCGCAAGGAUUACAAUGAUGGCCGCAGAACGUUCCCCAGAAGUUACGCUCCUCCCGAGAACCUAUUCCAGCUUCUGCCUUCCAGCCGAACCAAGAGCUUCAACGGAGACAGCAAGCUGAUCACCAUGCGGUACGAGGAACGGGGGAACAACAAGUGGUGGCACAAUUGCGACAAGAUCUUUGAAGGCUUUAGUUCUCCUUCUCCCAAGGCCAGGAACACACUGCAGGCCCCGGUGAAUUGGAGGCUUGGGAAGCUGCUGGGCCGAGGAGCUUUUGGGGAAGUCUACCUCUGCUAUGAUGUUGACAUCGGACGAGAGCUCUCUGUGAAGCAGGUGCCCUUUGACCCCGACAGUAAAGAGACCAGCAAAGAAGUGAAUGCCUUAGAAUGUGAGAUCCAGCUGCUUAAAACCCUCCGUCACGAGAGGAUAGUCCAAUAUUACGGCUGUCUCCGCGAUCCAGAAGAGAGGAAACUAUCUAUCUUCGUGGAAUAUAUGCCUGGGGGUUCAAUCAAAGAUCAGCUAAAAUCCUAUGGCGCCUUGACAGAGAAUGUGACUCGUAAAUACACAAGGCAGAUCCUACAAGGAGUUUCCUACCUCCAUAGCAACAUGAUUGUACACAGGGACAUUAAAGGUGCCAACAUUUUGAGAGAUUCUGUCGGGAACAUAAAACUAGGAGACUUCGGGGCCAGCAAACGCAUUCAGACGAUCUGCAUGUCUGGAACGGGCAUAAAAUCUGUCACGGGAACUCCCUACUGGAUGAGCCCAGAGGUGAUCAGCGGAGAAGGCUACGGAAGGAAGGCUGACGUGUGGAGCUUGGGCUGUACUGUGGUAGAAAUGCUGACUGAAAAACCACCGUGGGCAGAAUAUGAAGCCAUGGCGGCCAUCUUCAAGAUUGCAACUCAGCCAACCAAGCCUCAGCUUCCCGACGGGGUUUCGGAGUACUGCCGCAACUUUCUCAAGCUGAUCUUCGUCGAAGAAAAGCGUAGGCCCACCGCCGAAGAUCUUUUGAGGCAUGCGUUUGUGACCUUCAGCCUCUAGCAGGAGUUCCUGUUGGAAGAGAAGGAAGAAACCAAAGACUUCAUGCCUAAAGAAAAGGUGUGAAUGACAACGGAGACCUGUGUGAGGCUCCAUUCAACUUCACUUGAGUUGCUUCUCCCUGGUCUGUGUACUUUUCUUAUCAGGCCUCCCUUGUCUGGAUCUUGUCGUGCCUUUAAGCUGAACCUCCAUCCGUCUUGAUCCUUCUGGAUCAGGGGUCUCCAACCUUGGCAACUUUAAGACUUGUGGACUUCAACUCCCAGAACUCUGGGAGUUGAAGUCCACAAGUCUUAAAGUUGCCAAGGUUGAAGACCCCUUGUUCUGGAUGAUCAGUGAAAAUGAGGUUUUGGCAAACCGUUGGUGCCAUUAAUAGAGCUGUGUGUGCCUUGUGAAUAUUGGCAGAUGCUCUGCUUAGGUAGCUUUCCGAUGAGAAUUGAAUGGGUUGGAUCCGCCACUAAGGAACAAGAUGAAGGAAUUUGAUAAGAUUCUUGACUAGAACACUUGAGUAAAACUGCUUUUCAGGACCAGCUUAGUUGUUGUCUGCCAAUAGGUAGCUUUGAAAGGGGACCUUAGAAGAACCCCAUUUCCAGAAACCUUUGAAAAAGGAAAAGCUGUGAUUCAUUCAUGCGCUUACAAAAUAAUCGCCUUGAAUUAAAAAAAAAAAAAAACACUAGAGAAAUUUAAGAGCAUAGAGGGCUUCUCCAAACCUUUGACCCUAAAAAAAAGGAAGGAAAAAAGUUAUAUCCCAAUCACAUGUUAAAUAUUUUGUUAAAACCGCAGAGGGCAGUUGUCUGCCAUUGCUAAAUUUCAUGGCUUAUAUUUAGUUUUCUUCUAAAAUCACAAAGUUAUUAAAAGAUGGCAGAGCUGUUCCUUGUUUCACCCACCAUUGUUGCAAAAGGAUAAAUUAAAUAUCCUCAGGCUUGAGGUCUGUGGGUAUCACACAAAAUUCUUCCACCAAAUAGCAUUGAGCAAUUAUUUUAAUUAUAAGAUAUCGGCAUUAACUUUGUCAAUGGGCUGGGCGAAGAGACGGAUUCUGUUAUCGAAUGAAACGUUGCUCUUUCCCGCAAAUUAAUUUGUGAUCAACUUAUUUAUUUAUUUAUUUUUAAAUAAAGUAGACACUUAUUAAAAACAACAACAACAAAAGAAAACAUUUUCCAGGGCAGAAUAAUUUUCUCUGCUAGGUUAGUCGAAUGCAUCAUGUGGGGAAAAAAUGUCAAUUUAUCUCAGCUUGAUGAGAACUGUUCAAUCUAAUAAUGACAACUGACUCAGUUUAAUUUAGUGAAAGAGGUUUACCAAAUACCCCCCAAAUCCCAUUCAAAUCAAGCAUAUAAAUACUGUAGAACAGUGGAAAGGACGGAAUAAACAAGAUUAAAAUGUUUUCAGCCUUGGAAGAGAUAAUUUUCCAUGUGGACAAUUAGGCUUUCAAGGCAAAAAGAGAAUCAGAUUCAUCAAGGAACGUAGGUUUGGGUCAGUGCUAAAAGGAAACAAUAUAUAUGUAAUCUUCAACUUACAACCAUAUUUGAGACUGGAAUUUCCAUUGUAUGUUGGUGCGGUCAUAAAACAAGUCAUUACAUGACUGGGUCAUUUUUACCAUGGUCAUUAAAGAAAUCUAUCUUCCCAGAUUGAUUUUAUUUAUUUUUGUCAGAAACCAGCUGGAUAGAUCUCAAAUCUUAAUGAUUGCAGGACUUCAGCCAUCUUGCCAAACAUCUGAAUAGUGAUCACGAAAUUGCAAAGUAGUAAAUGGAAAGGCAGGUCAUAAUUUUUUUUCCCCCGAAGGUAUUAUAACUUUGGUUAAACAAAUGGUCAUAAGUCAAGGACUUCCUGUACAAGGCUACUAAGCACCCAGAACCAAAUCAUUCUCUGCCAUUUUUUCUUCAUUCAUUCUGCAAAUUGUUGGUUUGAAUAUUUCUCAGAAAGUUAAAAUUCCUGUGGUGGUAUAAUUUAUAUUUCCUCUGCCAGUGAUCUAGUUUUUGAGCUGAAAUGCCUGAGAUUGAAGUCCUUGGGUACUUUAAACAAAUGUGUAUAUCUAGCACAUAUUUCACUUAAUUUACAUUCUGUGCUGAUGAGAAACCUAAUUAUAAAUUUCAUCCUCAGAAAAUAAGGGUGAUUUUGUUUUUGAUUUGUUUUGCUUCGUUUAAUUUUUCACUCCCUAGUGCUUCCAGCACAAGAUCCUUAAGACAGAUUUUAAAAAAUACAUUUUAUGGGCUACUUUUACAGUGAUUAAAAAGUAAAACAAGCAGAGAUUGCUUGAAGAAUUUAUGCCUUUUUUGGUGAUUGUGUAGUACAUGUAGCCUUUGACCUACAACCAUUCAUUUAGUGACUUUUCAGAGUUACCAAUGGCAUGUAAAAAAAUGACUUGCAAAGUUUUUUCACACAAUCAUGAUCACAUGGUAAAAUUCAGAUAAUUGGCAAUUAAUUCAUGUUUAUGACGGGUGCAAUGUCCUGGGGUCACAUGAUCCCUUUUUGCGACCUUCUGACAAGCAAAGUCAAUGGGGAAGCCAGAUUCAUUUAACAACCGUAUUACUAGCUUAACAACUGCGGUGACUUACUUAACAACGGUGGCAUGAAUGGUUGUAAAAAGGGGGGCAAAAUUCACUUAACAAAUGUCUUACUUAACAACAGCAAUUCUGGGCUCAAUUGUCAUUAAUUAGUUCCAACCCUUGCCUUCCAGACUGAAUUCUCUAUCUAUUAAUGCUGUAAGAUAGAAAUUUUAGUAAACUGAUGCUUUUGAUGGGCAGAACUAUGGAAUGCAAUAGAGUUUUAGAAAGCAAGUUUGAAAAUUUGUUUUAUGGUGGUGACUGAAGUCCUUCCCUAUGUGUUCAGCAGGGUGUGCCAAUAAUCUUACGUCUUGGCUACCGCCAUCUUAUUCCUUCUGUUGGUUCUUCUGAGCCAAACUUACAAAUUACUGGACAUUCUGGUGCUAUGAAUUACAAUCUCUAAGAAAGAACAACUCUGUUAUUGUUUUAAGAACAUUGUUUAUCCAAAGAUGAUAAGGAGAAGUCCUCAAUGUCCCCAACUUUUUUUAAAUAAUCAUUUUUCUACUUUGUAUUUGGAUCAAAGUUUACUUGCAUUCCAGUAAUAUGUGUAAAGAAUAUUUGAAGGUGUAAAUUGUUACUUGUUCAUCUCAGCCCAUUUUGGAGAAUUUCCUUUCUCAGUUUUUCUCUUGUACUUCUCCUUAAGUUGAACUGGAGUUCCUGCCUUGUAGUUUCCAUUGUUUCUUGAAUGCCUUCAGAAAUGAUGUUUGUACCUUGGCAGUCUUUGUGACAAUUAUGCACAGCUUUUGCCAUCAAUAUAUUAUUGUGUUCUCUUGUGCUCUUUCUCCAUCUAUGUUGAUAUGUAAAUAGAUGUGAAUUAUUCCUCAGGUGCCUUGAUUUCAUUUUUGCUGAUUUCUCUGGCUGUGAUUUAUAUGCACAAAAGAGAAUAAAACAGACCAAAAACAUGAAAAAGAAAA